AUGGCAGAAACGUUUUUGGCCCCUAUUGCAUUAGGGGUUCUGGAGAAUCUAUUCCGCCUUAUAGUAAACCAAGCUCACUCGAUCUUCUUUGUCAACUGGGAUUUGAAGAAGCUCAGGGAGACCCUGAGCCACAUUCAAGCUGUGCUUUUCGAUGCCGAGCGGCAGCAGCACCAAAACGAGAACUUGCGUCUCUGUAUGUGGAAGCUCAGAGACAUCUUUUACGAUGCCGAAGAUGUCAUCGAUGCUUUCAAGUGUGAGGCUGUCCGCCAACAGGUAUCCCAACAUUCCGAGCUCAGCUUCCAGGGCCGACUUUCUGCUAAACGCUGCCACGGUACGUUCUCUUUGACAAUGGCUCGUAAAAUCAAAGGGAUCAAUCAGAGGCUAAGCGAACUCGCCCCCAAGUGGGAUAGCUUUGGCCUAGCAAAGUGUAGCGACGACAACCGGCAUGUAUUUCACAGAGAGACUCACUCUUUCGUUAACUCUCGGGAUGUCAUUGGUAGAGAAGAUGAUAAAAAGAAAAUUAUUAAUCUUUUGAAGAGAGCAAGUGACCCUGUGAUUCCUAUUGUUGGAAUGGGCGGUCUCGGUAAAACCACGGUCGCUCAAUUGGUGUACAAUGACCAUAAAGUUACUCGUCGUUUCCAACAGAAGCUGUGGGUCUGUGUUUCGAAGGAAUUUGAUCUUCCAAGGAUGCUCAAGCUGAUGAUUCACUCUAUUAACAAAGAAGAAAGAUGUGAUCAUUCGGCACUUGAUGCCUUGCAAAACUGUUUACGAAGUCUUCUGAAGGAUAAGAAGUUUCUGCUCGUUCUUGACGAUGUCUGGAAUGAUAAUCAAGAAAGAUGGGUUGAGUUCAGAAAUAUAUUGAUAUCAAUGGAUGGCUGGUCUAAAAGUAAAAUCAUUGUGACCACUCGAAGUUUGACGGUUGCCAGGAUAAUGAGUUCAUACCCCCCUAUAAAAUUGGAAGGCCUCCCUCAUGAAGUUUGCUUGAACUUGUUUAGAAAAUGGGCUUUCAAUGAUGGUGAUGAGAGGCAACAUCCGAAUCUCAUGAGAAUUGGGGAGGACAUUGUGCGAAGAUGCAAAGGAGUUCCUCUGGCGGUUAGAACAUUGGGAAACCUACUACAUCGGAAAACAAAUGAAUCUAAUUGGAUCUCUGUAAGAGAUAGUGAAAUGUGGAGACUUCGGCAAAGUGAACAUGGUAUUUUACCCGUGUUGAAGUUGAGUUACGAUCAUUUGCCGUCUCGUUUGCAACGAUGUCUUGCUUUUCUGGCAUUGUACAAGAAGGAUGAGAUUUAUCGUAGUCAGGAAGUCAUCCAACUUUGGAUGGCAAAUGGACUGCUUGAGCAUCCCAUGGAAAACCAAGAGUGGGAGGCUGUUGGUGAUCGGUAUUUGGAUGAAUUACUGUCAAGGUGCAUCAUCCAGAAGGAGAAGGAUUAUGACACUUAUUUUGCCUUUAGAAUGCACGAUCUGUUCCAUGAUCUUGCAUUGGAAGUGUCCCAAAAGGAGUGUAAAACGAACAGUGAUCAUCCAGGAGGUGUCAAAGAAUCAAAUACUAUUGAGGAAUCUCUUAUAGAUCUUUGUGUCUCCAAAUUCGAGCACCUGCGAGUACUUCGUCUACGUUCUCAGGCAUCAUUGACAGGUUUACAUAAGGACAUUGGUAAAUUGAAGCACUUAAGAGACCUCGACUUGGCCGGCUGUCAUAGUAUAACGGAACUGCCGAGAUCCUUCUAUGAGCUCCGGUUGUUGCAAAAGCUAAGAAUGUCGGGAAUUCCUUUGAAGAAAUUACCUAACCGCAUGAAAUGCUUGAUUGAGCUGAGAUAUCUAGAGAUAACUAUUAAAGCUAAGCAUUUGACAGAGAUUCAAAAAGGAUGUUGGCCUUGUCUUCAAUACUUGGGCUUGAUCGACUGUGACAAUUUAGAAUGUUUACCAGAAGGACUGAAGCAUCUUACAUCACUUCGAACACUUGAUCUCUUGGGUUGUUCUAAUCUUGUCUCGUUGCCCAGAAGCAUGAAUUUCUAA
Messenger RNA from Hibiscus syriacus, 2013 nucleotides. RefSeq names its product putative disease resistance protein RGA1. NCBI's taxonomy places the organism in Eukaryota, Viridiplantae, Streptophyta, Magnoliopsida, Malvales, Malvaceae. The record is from RefSeq and is a predicted model, not a curated record. Gene Ontology annotation, molecular function: ADP binding. The transcript is spliced from 2 exons. Bases 1 to 2013 code for a protein of 670 amino acids. Gene Ontology annotation, biological process: defense response to other organism.